AUGGCGACUGCAACACCGUCACCCCUGGCCAGCUCUGUCGAGAAGACAAAUGGAAACAAGCUAAGUAGGCUUCUCAUCGAUGGCGGAACAACAGUGCUGAGGAAUAUUUUCGAUUCCCAUCACCCUCCUGCCAACUUGGCUGCUAAUCUUAGUUCCAGACAUAUUCAUUCCAUUCUUACUAGACUUCGGCAUAGAAACAUUCUGAAUGGCAGUCAGUGGGACAAACUGUUUCCACCACCAGGUGGAGGGACACCAAACUCUAUUAACUUUGAUAUCACUCUUCUGUUCCUCUUGCUGACGAACAUUUGCGGACUAUCCCCUCCCCCCUCGGGCUCUUGGCACAAAAUGCCUCCCGCGAGUGACACCUCUAGAGAGGCUAACCUUGCUCGCAUGAAAUACUAUCGAAACGUGCUCUAUGGUCACGUGACAACAACUGGUAUUCCAAAACUAGUGUUCGAUGUUAAAUGGCAGGAAGUUAGUUCUGUUCUUGUUUCGCUUGGGUUGAAUCAGUCUGAAGUGGACAGAUUAAAGCGAGAGCCUUGUGGAGAGGAUUAUGUCAGCGCUGUUACUGAAUGGAUGAAAAAUGACGAGGAGAUCCAAUUCCAGCUGAAAGAUCUACUUACUAAACAACAACAAGUGCUCCAAACCCAACAGGAAGAUCACAGAACUCUUCAAGAUACACAACAAACGGUUGGCAGAGUGGAACAGACGCCUCAAGAUACGCACCAGGCAGUUGGCAAUUUGCAACAAAUGUUACAGGAAGUUCGGACAACCCAACAAGAAUCGCAGCAGCAGAUAAAGCGUGAGGCUGCAAAUGCUGAAGAAAGAGGAGAUAAAGCUGAAGAGGAUGAAGCUCUGAGAAAAUUAGCACAAGUUAGCACCGAGAGAGUCAUCCAGUAUCACUCUGGGAAAUACCUGGAGAAAACGCGCUUGCUCAUCUUUAAGAAGAUCAGGUUGUGGCUAGACGAUCUUGCAUCUGAAAAUCGUGUGAUGGUAAUCAGUGGAGAUGCAGGAAUGGGCAAAUCAGUUAUCGCCGCUAUCGUUUGUCAGAGAAUGCAACAGGCUGGUCGGCUCUCAGGAAGUCACUUUUGUCAGCACAACAAGGAACGUUACAGAAACCCCAAGGUAAUGCUUCAAUCGUUAGCUUGUCAGCUGUGCGAUGUUUUACCAGAAUACAAAAGUGAACUUGUGAAGAAACUUUCUAGAAACUUGGGUGUGGACAUGAACAGCCUAGAAGUUCAGGAGUUGUUCGAAUUUCUUUUCGAAGAGCCUCUAUGCAGCGUAGGAGACCGUGGAAGAAAUUUGCUGUUAGUUAUUGAUGGCCUGGAUGAAAGUGAAUACAAAGGCCGCAAUGAUCUGCUUGAUGUCGUAGCUAAUUAUUUUUGUAAACUUCCUGUUUGGUUCCGGUUUCUUGUUACCACUCGACCUGAAGUAAAUAUUGCAGAUCGUCUUCAAAAGUUUAAUCCUAUUCAGCUGGAGCAAGAUAACGAAGAAAACGUGAAAGACAUCAGACUCUUCCUUGAAAAACAGUUGAGCAGCGUUAUUCAAGCGGGCUGUGAAGAUGUUGUUAUCGAUGCACUGGUCCGAAAGGCUGCAGGGCAUUUUUUAUAUGCUUAUUUGAUGGUCGAUUUUUUCAAGAAAAACUUUUCACCUCUCACCCCCGAGAACUUAGGAAGAACCUUACAUUCAGGUGUAUCGUCUGUUUAUCAGUCCUACUUUGAACGUUUAGAGAAAGAAUUGGAAAUUGGUGAGGACCAGUUUUUGACUUUUUUGAGUGCUAUGGCGGCGGCAAGAGAACCGCUACCACGAGACUUUGUUUCUAAGAUGUUGCUUUCGGACUCGAAGUCCCCAUCUGGUCCUCGGAAAGUAACAAAAGCUAUUAACUCUAUUUCAACCCUUCUACCUGUUCAUGAUGACUGCAUUGUGUUCUUCCACAAAUCACUUAAGGACUGGUUGACUGACAGAACUACCUAUGGGCAACACAACUUCUCCGUAGAUGAAAAGCAAGGUCAUGCCAUGCUCUCUCAGCUCUGUACUAAUGAACUGAAUAACGUGAAAAGAAAAGGCUUUAACGGCUCCAAAUUCAGUAUCACUGCAAGGUACGCGCUACAGCAUGGUGUUUAUCAUAUGCUCGAGUCCGAAGAGCUAGAUGAGAGUACAAGAAGCUUUGAAGAAAUCGUUAACAACUAUGUUACCGACUUAGACAUUGUGUUUGCAAAGCUAUGUGUAAACAACACGGCUAGUUCUAAAGACAUUAUCCUUACUCAGAAACAAGAAGCUUUUCAGUCAUUGAGUAGUGAGAGCCGAAAAGCCCUUGACACGUUGUCGUCUCUCUUACAAAAGUACCGUGAAAGACUUUCGACGCAUCCUAGUACAAUAUUUCAAGUGAUGGUGAACGAGGGAGGGGACGUUUUUGCUAGUGAAGCUAUGAAAGUUUUACAGAGUCGUGAAAUACCUUACAUGGAGUACCUUCAUAAGGAAGCUUUGAAGAAGGUGUGGAAUAAGACCCAGGCUGUGUUUCCAUGUGACUCCGUGGUUGCUUGUUUUGAUAUUUCACCGAAGCAGGAGUUCAUGGUUUGCGAAUGUAGUGAUGGGAUGAUUUACCUUUGGUCACUCGAAACGGGUGAGUUAAAGUGGGUACGUCGGGUUGAGGUCAAGAAAUGCUACUUUAGACCUGAUCUUCCCUUUAGAGUGGUAGCAAACUCGAAUGUAUAUUCAUAUUAUCGCUCUGUUGUUUUUCACCCUACUGAGCCCAUUAUUCUUCCUGGAAUCCUUGGCCAUGCCUACUCAAUUGACGGAGACCUGCUACCUCUGUUCCCUGAGAGCAACUGCAGAUUUUUGGUUUGUUCAGUUCAUGGGGACGAGGGCAAAAUUAUCACCGAUUGCCCUGGGGAUGCUAAAUGCCUUGUCAUGUGGAAUCUAAAAACUGGCAAAGAGAUCACUCGAACCAUCAGAAAUGAAGAUGUUUUGUCUUUUGCUUGGUCUCCAAAUGGAACGCUUCUGGCAAUUUCCCAUUUUUCGGGACUGGUGUGUUUGGUUGACGCAUUGAACUGCUUAGACACCACUCUUGCAGAAGUCACCACCAAUCGACCUUGUGGAAUGAUAAAAUUUACCCCUGACAGUCAAUUCCUUUUUUGUUUGUCUCAGUCAUUUCUACCAAGUGAAAACAAACGUAACGUUAGGGCGGUAACAAAAUCGCGUCGACCCUUACGUUUUUCCCUAAGUGUCAAGCCAAGUAAAGCCAGACGAAGUUUGCAAAGUGUCUUCAGUUUUACCUUAAACGUCAUUAAGUUGCCAUGUGGUAUCUUUUCCUUGAACGUUUUAGACAAUCGUUUUGGCCAGGAUCCAAGGAAUUCCCAAUCAUCUAGCAAAGGUGGAUUCUUGAUGGGAGAUCCUUUCACUCCUGUUUAA
Porites lobata is the source of this 3411-nucleotide messenger RNA. NCBI's taxonomy places the organism in Eukaryota, Metazoa, Cnidaria, Anthozoa, Scleractinia, Poritidae. The record is from the annotation of a GenBank genome assembly.